Messenger RNA from Notechis scutatus (mainland tiger snake), 3980 nucleotides. RefSeq names its product NHL repeat containing 2 (gene NHLRC2). Gene Ontology annotation, molecular function: protein binding. The record is from RefSeq and is a predicted model, not a curated record. NCBI's taxonomy places the organism in Eukaryota, Metazoa, Chordata, Lepidosauria, Squamata, Elapidae.
CCGUUGUCGAAUGUGCGAAUUCUUGCGCUAUUUUGGGGGGUGGGAAGCAUCGUAGCGAUACAAAGGAAUAAUAACCCAUCUUUGGUCCAAAGUUUUUAUUGGGCAUGAAAAUAUGGGGCGACGGGAUUUUAAAUAUUCGGGAUAUGGGGGAUCGGGUUGGAGUUCGCUACAUGACCGCACCGAGCUGAGUUUGGAAAGUGCUGGAAGCCAAACGGAAGAGCAGUUAGAGUUACGCCCGUUUUUUUGUGCUCUGGCGGGCAGGGAGGGGAAGAGCGAUGGCGGCGACUGGCGGCUUGCCGGCUCUUUUGCCUUGGCAGAGCCAGUUGGAUUACGCGCUGGAGGAUGCCACCGCGCUUCAAGAGAAGGAAAACUUGGUGUAUCAGCACGUGAAAAAGGUGGACGGAUGGGAACGGGAUUUGAAAGUGCCCGAGUUUGGAGCAGAUUUACAGUGGCUGAACACUGAAGGUUCACUUUCUUUAUAUGAACAUCUUUGUGGAAAAGUAGUGGUAUUAGAUUUCUUCACCUACUGCUGCAUCAAUUGCAUCCAUAUUUUACCUGAUCUUCACGAUUUAGAGGAGAAGUACUCUGAUAAAGAUGGUGUCCUUGUUAUUGGUGUUCACUCAGCAAAAUUUCCAAAUGAAAAAGUUUUGGAUAACAUCAAAAGUGCUGUUCUUAGAUAUAACAUCACUCAUCCUGUGGUAAAUGAUGUUAAUGCAACCCUCUGGCAUGAGCUAGAAGUGUCCUGCUGGCCAACCUUGGUAAUUGUUGGACCUCGUGGCAAUAUCUUGUUCAGUCUGAUUGGUGAAGGGCACAAGGACAAACUAUUUCUAUUUACAUCUAUAGCUUUAAAAUACUACAAGGAACAAAAGGAAAUUAAUAGUAAUAGAAUUAGAACACAGUUAUAUAGAGACUCUUUGUCACCUUCACCUUUGCUGUUCCCUGGAAAAAUUGCAGUAGAUAGUUCGGAAAACACCUUGGUAAUAGCAGAUACUGGACAUCAUAGGAUUUUGGUUGUGAAAAAAAAUGGUCACAUUCUGCACAUCAUUGGAGGACCAGACAGAGGAAGAAAUGAUGGAAAAUUUUCAGAAGCAUCAUUCAGUUCUCCACAAGGAGUUGCCAUAAAGAACAGUAUUAUUUAUGUAGCAGAUACUGAAAACCAUCUAAUUAGAAAGAUUGACCUGCGGUUGGAGUUAGUGAGCACUGUUGCAGGAGUUGGAAUACAAGGCACUGAUAAGGAAGGAGGAGCCAAAGGAGAUGAGCAGCCUAUUAGUUCACCAUGGGAUAUAACUUUUGGAAGCUUAGCAACUCACGAAGAUGGUGUUCUUUGGAUUGCCAUGGCAGGCACACAUCAAAUCUGGGCGCUUAUGUUGGAAUGUGGAAAACUACCUAAAGGAAGUGAUUUGAAGAAAGGAACUUGUCUUCGAUUUGCUGGAAGUGGAAAUGAAGAGAACCGAAACAAUGCAUAUCCCCACAAAGCAGGCUUUGCUCAACCUUCUGGUCUCUCUGUUGCUGCUGAAGAUCCAUGGAAUUGCCUUUUUGUUGCAGAUAGUGAGAGUAGUACUGUGCGAAUAAUUUGUCUAAAAGAUGGCAGUGUGAAACUCCUUGUAGGAGGCGAGAGAGAUCCAAUGAAUUUAUUUGCUUUUGGUGAUGUUGAUGGAGCUGGGACGAAUGCAAAACUACAGCACCCACUAGGAGUAGCUUGGGACAAGAAAAGAAGCCUCCUUUAUGUUGCAGAUUCCUAUAAUCAUAAGAUUAAAUUUGUAGAUCCCAAAAUGAAGAAUUGUGCCACUUUAGCAGGUACAGGAGAAGCAAGCAACAUAAUUGGGUCCAGCAUUACCACAUCAACUUUUAAUGAACCAGGAGGGCUAUGUGUUGAAGAUGGAGGACAGUUCCUUUAUAUUGCAGAUACCAACAACCAUCAAAUUAAAGUGAUAGAUUUAGAAACCCGUACUGUUUCACUGCUUCCCCUUCUACACGUUGACACAGUAGACACUAUAACUACAGGGAGUAUUAAAAUGACUGAUAAAGCAGAACUACCAAGGCUCCCUAAAUCGGCUUCACAUUUACAGCUACCUUCAUUGACUGUAAGUCCAGGCCAAGCUCUUCAGUUCGUGCUGAUGCUCAACUUGCCUCCAAAUGCCAAACUGACUGAAGAAGCACCUAGCUCCUGGUUUUUUACUGCAGAAGGUAAUGAAUGGCUACUUUGUGAUCCUCAUAGAUCUGGGACAAUUGCAGACAUAUUUGAACAGCCUAUAAUCCCAUUUCAGCUACCCACUAACUGCCUGUCAGCCGACGCUUUAUUGUCAAUCAAUGUGUGCCUCUAUUACUGUAGCAAAGACAGUAAUGCCUGCACGAUGAAAGGAAUCUCAUUCAACCAGCCUUUCCAUAUAGCAAAUGUAAACCAAAAAAGUAUAGCUCCAAUUGAGCUCACAUAUACAUUUUAAUUUUAAGCACAGCAAAGCAGAAAAACAUUUAUAGGCAUAUUUACUAUUGCCUAAUUUUUACCGCAAUACUAUAUGUGUUAUUACAUGUAUGAACUUAAAGCAAACCUUGCAAAAACAUAUGUUUGCAUAAAUGGAAUGUGAGAAAUCAUGAAACUAUCUAAAUCUUAGUACCUUGUUAACUUAUUGUAUAAGCAAUAAAUACUAAAGAGUUGGAAUCACUGUGGGGGGAAAAAUCUAAACAUAGAAAAGAUCAAUUUCUAUCUUCAGAGCACAGUCUUAAUGUUGGAAAUUCACAUUUGUUUGAUUUUUUUCCCUGUGUUAUAUAAACAUUUGUCAUCACAUGUGUUCUGGACCAGGAGGCCUUGCUCGCUGUCACUCAUGCCUUAAUCACCUAUCUGUUGGAUUACUGCAGUGUGCUCUAUAUGGACCUACCUUUGAAGAUCACCCAGAAGUUACAACUGGUCCAGCAUGCAGCAGUGUGUGCUUGAGCUUUGCCUAUGUUUUACCAUUGCUGCACAAGCUGUACUAACUUCUUGUUGUUUUCUGGGUGCAAUUCAAUGUUGAUUACUACUUUCCAGCCUUAAAUGGCUGUAGGACCACCUCAAGGUUUCUGUUCAUCCUACCAGAUCAGAUAACAUGGUUUGUCUAAGUCCCUUUUCUUAAAUAUUACCUCUGGUGGGACUUUUAAGACACAGUAGCUGCCCUGACCCUUUGGAACAGCCUGUCCCUUGAGAUUUACCCUUUAACUUCUGAAGGGCUUUGAAGACCUAGCUCUUCACUCAGACUUUUGGCUAGGAUAGAAGUGAGCCAGAAAAUGUAAGUUUAUGAAUGUUGCAGCAGUGUGGUUGACUACAUGGUGGUGAGAGUUGGUUAGUUGCUAGGAUUUUUAUAUAUAAGAAAGAUUGCCUUAUAGGUUUUAUAAAUAAGUCUUCAGCUUUUUGUUUCAAAUAAAAGCAAAAUAAUGACAAGUAAAAUAUGCAGUGAAAAAUAGUUUUUAACAUAAACUUACGUUUUUUUAAAAAAAUAAUGACAUUUAAACCACACAUUCUACAUAUAUUUGCUAAUGACUUAUACAGAGUAAUUUCUAUGCAAAAGCUAAGUGAAUUGAUAUUUAUAGCUAAAAACAAUAUUUUAAAUAAAAUCUAAACAAUUAAAAGGUUGAAAUAAUUAGUUUUUUAAAAAACAAUUCUACAUUCUAAUUUCUUACUGCUUGUCAAGGCUUGUUUCGAAAGAGACACUAGUAUGGGGGAGUGUAGUGGGAGGGUAUUGUAGGGUAUGGUGUAGUAUGGGGUAUGGUAUAGUAAAAGUUUUAAAUAAUAUUUACUAUCAUAAAGAAAAGAUAUAAAACAUAUUACAUUCCAAAAAUAAUACAAUUGUCAACAUUGUAUAGAAUUUAAUACUUCACUAGCAAUCUGUCCUAUCAUGCAAACUAUUUGUAAGAACUCUUAAAAGUGCAAUUGUGUGUGAUAAAAAAUAGCAGGCAUGGUGUUAUUCUUUGCUUUAUGAAAAGUUUAUUCCCCUUAUAGGUUUUUUAUG